GGCUUAUGUAAGUUCGGCUUUACAGGAGUUCGCUCCGGCCCUGCUCGGCGGUUUGGAGAAGCGUAAUAAAGGGACAGCUUCGUUCUGGAGGACUGGCGUGCCCCUGAUCAGAGUUAUUCUGGUCCGAAGAAUUUGGUGUUUAAAGCAUUAAGAUAAUAGCCUGAGUUGUUCAUGGAGUUUUUCAUCAGUAUGUCUGAAACCGUUAAAUACAAUGACGAUGAUCAUAAAACUCUGUUUCUGAAAACCCUAAACGAGCAGCGCCUGGAAGGAGAAUUUUGCGAUAUCGCGAUUGUGGUGGAGGAUGUCAAGUUCAGGGCGCACAGGUGUGUCCUUGCCGCCUGCAGCACCUACUUUAAAAAGCUUUUCAAGAAGCUUGAGGUCGAUAGCUCUUCAGUAAUAGAAAUAGAUUUUCUCCGUUCUGAUAUAUUUGAAGAGGUCCUGAAUUACAUGUACACGGCAAAGAUUUCUGUGAAAAAAGAAGAUGUUAACUUAAUGAUGUCAUCGGGUCAGAUUCUCGGUAUCCGAUUUUUGGAUAAACUCUGUUCUCAGAAGCGGGACGUAUCCAGUCCCGACGAAAAUAAUGGCCAAUCCAAAAGCAAGUACUGCCUCAAGAUCAAUCGCCCCAUUGGAGAUGCUGCUGACACUCAGGAUGAUGACGUGGAGGAAAUCGGAGACCAAGAUGACAGUCCCUCGGAUGACACGGUAGAAGGCACCCCCCCAAGUCAGGAGGACGGCAAGUCGCCCACGACGACGCUCAGGGUCCAGGAAGCGAUCCUGAAAGAGCUGGGGAGUGAGGAGGUGCGGAAAGUCAAUUGCUAUGGCCAGGAAGUCGAAUCCAUGGAGACCCCCGAGUCCAAGGAUCUGGGAUCCCAGACCCCUCAAGCCUUAACAUUUAACGAUGGGAUGAGUGAAGUGAAGGAUGAACAGACCCCAGGCUGGACCACAGCUGCCAGCGACAUGAAGUUUGAGUACCUGCUGUACGGCCACCACCGGGAGCAGAUCGCCUGCCAGGCCUGCGGGAAGACGUUUUCGGACGAGGGCAGGCUGAGAAAGCACGAGAAGCUGCACACGGCCGACCGGCCCUUUGUCUGCGAGAUGUGCACCAAGGGCUUCACCACCCAGGCCCACCUGAAGGAGCACCUGAAGAUCCACACGGGCUACAAGCCCUACAGCUGCGAGGUGUGCGGCAAGUCGUUCAUCCGCGCCCCGGACUUGAAGAAGCACGAGCGGGUCCACAGCAACGAGCGGCCCUUCGCCUGCCACAUGUGUGACAAGGCCUUCAAACACAAGUCCCACCUCAAGGACCACGAGCGCAGGCAUCGGGGCGAGAAGCCUUUCGUGUGCGGCUCCUGCACCAAGGCGUUCGCCAAGGCGUCGGAUCUGAAACGGCACGAGAACAAUAUGCACAGCGAGCGGAAGCAGGUCACCCCCAGCGCCAUGCAGAGCGAGACGGAGCAGCUGCAGGCGGCGGCCAUGGCCGCGGAGGCCGAGCAGCAGCUGGAGACCAUCGCCUGCAGCUAGAGGCGGGGGACCGGGAUGCCCGGGGCAGGGAUGCUCCGCCAGCAUCCUGCAUCCUGACCCAUGAACGCCAGCCGCUGCAUUUCGGUCGAAACUUACGGAGCAUUGUACUCGCUGGACUUAAGGCAGUGCUUGGUUGGGUGUUUUGAAAACUUUUCAAGGCAAUACCGUUCCUUGGUUCUGACCAAACAGUUUCACUGUCCCGUCUGGUGUCUAGUAUUAAUGUUGCCAGUAAGCACCCGCACCCCCCGCCCCACUUUUUUAUGAUUUCUGAUUUUAAUUUUGAGAACUCUUGUGUCCAGUUCAGAAGUGAGAGACUUCUGUCCCUUUUUUAAAUUCUUCUCUCCGCUUGCUGCACCGGGGAGUGCACUGCACAGUGUGAUAAAUGAAUGAAUUGAUUUCCUGAUCAUCACUGUUCUAUGUGACUUAGGGUUACAACAGCAUUUUUUAGAACUUUGGUAAAAGUACCUUGUGUCGACGCAGAAAAUACGGGUGGGUGGUUGACCAAGAACCCUGCGUGCACAGAUGUGAAAACAAGUUCUGGAAAUGCAGAAUGGUCUCAGAUUUAUAUACUUGGUUUGUUAAUUUUUUAUCACUGUUUUUCAUGAAUUUUGUGGACAAAUAAUGGUUGCUUUGCUGACGGGUUUCUUCAUCCCUUUUGAUUGCCCAUACCUGCCCCCAAAAGGUUUCAUCACACGUCCCGAAGGCAUGUUGGUGGUCUGAGGGCUGAGUUUUUUCAUUCCUCUUAUUCCGGGCAUUGCCACUCUGCAGCCGACGGGGUUUGUGGGAUGGACCAGUGAUGAGAGGGUUAGAAAAAGGAGUAUAGGAAACUGGCUCUCAGAGACAAGGCUUGCACAUUUGCAACAAUUCCAAGAUUUCCUAGAUCAAAGAAAUUCCUAAUUGAUUUUGAAAUUGGAUUUUUGUUUAGGAUCAAAAUUAGGACAAGAACAGGUAUGCCUCUUCGGAUACAUUUGUGGAACUUAAAAGAGUGUCAUCAAGCUUUUGGGCUUUUUGUAGCACGUGAUUUAUCCAUAAAGGAGAUGCAGUGUCCUUCCUUAAAUCAAUACGUUUAAAAUUUUUUAAGUGUGUAAAUAGUACAGAAGCGUUGGUCUUAUGUAUCUCAAGUACAAGUAGACAGCUGCACUUUUUUUGCACAUUGGAUUAAAGUUACUUCCAUCAGCAACAAACAUCCGUCUGUUUUUAACCAGUAUUAAAGAUUGUCAGACCAAAUGUUUAUGUUUUUGAAGUAUAUUUCAUCACUGGUUACACUUUUAAGUGGAAGUUGACUGCCUUUUCAUAGCUGUAAAUGGAAUUAUAAGUGCUGUUCCAAUUCUGGUGUAUGAAACUUCUUUUUAAACAUUCUUUAGGAAUAUAUUGAAAUACCAUCAAUAGUUUGAAUUAUGUUCUGUAAUAAAGUAUUAAUUAUUUUAGAUUGUACCAUUUUCCAAAAAUGUCAAUUUUUAAA
Physeter macrocephalus (sperm whale) is the source of this 2983-nucleotide messenger RNA. It is a transcript of the gene ZBTB14, whose product is annotated as zinc finger and BTB domain containing 14. Gene Ontology annotation, molecular function: protein binding; DNA-binding transcription factor activity, RNA polymerase II-specific. The record is from RefSeq and is a predicted model, not a curated record. Gene Ontology annotation, biological process: regulation of transcription by RNA polymerase II. Bases 172 to 1521 code for a protein of 449 amino acids. The transcript is spliced from 3 exons. Gene Ontology annotation, cellular component: nucleus. Lineage: Eukaryota; Metazoa; Chordata; Mammalia; Artiodactyla; Physeteridae.